UAUGAAGCCUGUGAUGGAAAUCGUCAACUACAUCCGCACACAUGCGCUUAACCACAGGCAAUUCAGGAAUAUCAUCGCUGAGCUUCACCAAGGGCUUCCAGGUGACCUGCCGCUGCACUGCACUGUGAGGUGGCUGUCAAAAAGCAAGGUACUUUCUCGCUUCUUUGAGCUUUUGGAUGCUGUGAAACUGUUCAUGGAAGAGAAGGACAAGGACUAUCCCGAGCUCUCAGACCUCGAGUGGAUUAUGGAUCUGGCAUUUUCAGUCGACAUGCUGUGUCACUUGGACAGACUGAACCUGACCCUGCAGGCCAGUGACCAAGUCACCAGCGCUGCCAUGAAAAAGAAAGACAGAUAUGCAACACUGGCUGCAAACCUGCACAAAAGCUUUGUGACCCGGUUCUGUGAUCUACAACUAAAAAGACCACAGAUUACGUUCCUCGUCGACCCAUUAAAUGUGGACACAGACUGUUUGAAAGCCCCGCUCGUCACAGAUGUGGCUGCGGCUGAGUUGGAGAUGAUCGACCUUUGUGAGGCGGACCAACUGAAAGCUGUUUUAAGGUAACAGAAAAAAAAAACAAGUGGCUUUUAGUCUCUGACUAGUUGGCCACUCCUGACACAGAGGAUGACAUGCUGUGGGAGCAAGAUGGGAUUACUGUUCAUGAUGCAAUGUAGGAGGCACCAGAACUGGACGAAGUCAUUAAUGAUGAGUUGGUCAGUGUCAGAGAUGUUGAUGAUGCAACUGGUCUAAUUUUUCCUACGUGUUUCUAGAGCAUCACUGAGGUCAUGAACCCAUUUUUUGCAGUCACUGUCUACUCAAAUGGCCUGUCAUACAAAUAUUGCAGUAACACUAAUGUAUCAAUUUAUAGUGUAAUGUAGCUUUUUGAGGCCACUAAAAUGUCAUCCACAAAUAUCAAAAUUUGGCUUUUGUUUGGGGCAUUAAAGGAGGCCAAACACCUUGUGAUUACUUCUGAGAAAAUUAUUGGGCAGUCACAAAAUCCCUGGGAUAACAUUGUGAACGUUAAUUUUUCACCUUUGAACGUAAAUGUGAACCAGUAUUGGCUCUCAGGGUGGAGAGGUAUACUCUCAAAGGCAUUAUUCAGGUCCACCACCGAAAACCACCUGGUUUCGGGUUGUAAUGAGUUCAAAAGAGUGUGUUGAUUAGGAACAUUUGCCGCACGCGAAUCUCCUGCUGUUUACUGUUAAAUCCUGAAUUAAUCUCCAUUUGUUAGUUUAUGCUUUUUGGACUGGGAAUAUAGGCGUACAUGGGCUAGGCACACGCGUAAAAUUCCUGCCUUUUUUAAUUCGGCAACCACGGAUUGGAUGCCUAUUUCAGCGGGUAUUGUCGAAUUAUCGGUGGUUGUUCCAUUUUUCCCUGUAAAAUUACUGGUCGUGUGUUUGUCAUGAGUCCAUCAUCAGCCGGUCCAGUGCUCCACAGCCCGGAUGGGAGAUGACAAAUGGCAUCUUCCUCAACAGGGGUGAGCACAUAAACUUCGGCUAAUCAGCUCUAGUGGACUCGUGCAAACGUAUCAAAAUUCCAUCAAACACGCAAUCUGCACCAUCCUGAUUUUGUUUCUUCAACCUCGUCGAAGUUUUCUUAUGGGACCUAAAUUUUGUGUGGAAUCACUCCGUCGAAAUUGUUCGCCUCUCUCCAUUCACAUUGUUUUGACUUCGCGAGUGAAAUGUGUGGAUGCUGCCCAGGAGGGAGCAGCGCUUUCACUUCCGCGGUGAGUCUGACAGUCGCAAAACACCACUUUCCUUUCCAAUAAAUGUAAUUCACCUGCACUUAGUUGUUCAGCCAAUUCCAAAAACAAUUUGGUGUAAUCUGGAUCAGGGCCCGGGGAUUCUUUGUACUUAAUGGUGACAUGUAAAUAAUUUCGGUAGUGCAUGUCUCCUCCCUGUCGGACCCUCCCGUGAGCUACUUUUAGUAAAUUUUCAGUCAUAUUCCUCUUCAGGCAAAUCCAGCGACCAAUAUUAAUGUGCCUCAUUUUCUUGAAUUUUGAUGUUAGCUUCCAUUCGCCCCUGUUUAUUAAUUGCGAUGCUAAUCUCUAAUUGUGUCAAUCCGUCGCGACCUCAUAAAUUGAGCAGGCUGUAGAACUGCUUCCACACUCGUCUUUUUAUUUUAAUUUAUUCAUCGUGACUGCGCAACUCGGUAGUAUGGAACAAAACCUCAGGGUUGGACUAAACCAUGAGUUCCAUGCAUGUAAACCUUUUUUCGGCUUGUUCUUCUGGUUUCAUCAUAGGGUCAGUCUGAUGACGCAUGAAAUCAUUUUUGAGGUCGAACAUUCGUUUGUUUACUUGUAAAGUUAAUGUUUACCACAGGAUGCUCUGCUUUUUUCUUUUCCUGCUCGACCGUUCAUAAUUUAUUUUUUUUCAAUUUUACGACUUUGAAUUUCUCUGGCCCUAUCAAGAAGGGCCUUACAAUAAACCAGUGUUUACAGUGGGUAUUGUCUUUUCUCUUCUGCCUGUCUUUAAUAGAUAAUUUACUGAAGUUUGUCCAAUUCUUCAAAGUUGUCUACAUUUCCAGAAAAUCCAUACUUUUUCUGCCACUUUUUGGUGAAUUUUGUUUUUCCCUUGUAAUCAAUUUCAGCUAAACGACAUUUUUCCUUUACUUCAGCAUCGGAAAGUGGACAGUUGGAAUUCUUGGUCGACAUUGCUGCCAUUUCUGACGGUCUUAUUUCUUAUAGGCGUCUCCUCAGUUUUGAGAAAAAUUCAAAGUGCCUGAUUUCGUGUUGAAUACCAAGCUUCUACUCCCAAUUCAGAGCAGGUAUUACCUGGGUGUUUUUACUCAUGACCCUCAGUGAGUUUUACAUUUCUCAAACUUUGUACACAUUCACUCUCACAGUCUGAUCAAUUUCUGUGUCCUGAAACUAAAAGUUUUCUAUUUUUCCAAGUGUUGUACAAACACUGACCUGUGAAAAAUAGGAAAUAUACUAGUCUUUUGACCAGAUCUUCUGUACUAUUUUUCCAAGUGUUAUAAAAACAUUGACCUAUGAAAAAUAGGAAAUAUACUAGUAUUUCGACUAGAUAUUCUGUAUUACUUUUCAAAGUGUUAUACAAACACUGACCUGUGAAAAAUAUGAAAUCACAAGGGACAGAAGGGAGACCCAAUACAUGUGUGCUCCCUCAGACUGCCAAUGUGGUCGUCCCUGACUUCUCUUUUUAUUGCUUUCUUAGGUCAAAAUGCUGACACAGAUAGCUACACCAACAGCACAUAAACACUAAGGUACAUGUUUCUUCAAGGGUGCAAGAGUGUCUACACAAAGUUUAAGUUUGUGUUAAUAUAUUUAAAGUGCCACUGACACCAAAAAUUACAUUCUAAAAUAGGUAUUGUUUACAGUAGCGCAAAGUUGCGUCAGUCUAAUUUGACACUAUGCGCACCACAGUUUGUCUGUGACGUCAUGUUUGUCUGUCAUGUCAUGUGCAGGCGUCAGACUGGAUCCCUGGUAUUGAAAACACGCUGUGCCGAAUUCAAUGGCAGAUGAAUGAGAGCGAUUUUCGGAUUUUUCUGAUGCCCUGUCUGAGACUGAAGCUCUUUUUGAGGAAGAAAACAUCUCAGAAGCGACCGGGGCUAUUUUACUGUAUUGUUUUGAGCCAUAUUUAGACGAUAUGCAGAUCACUUCUCCACUAACAACAGACUCCCCACAGACCCAGACGAGGAUUAUGAGGGACCCGAUGAAAUAUUCAAAAUGACUGGCCCGUAAUUGUUCGUUUUCCUAACCCAUUUACAAGUCUUGUUUAUGUAGCGUACUCUUUGCCCAUGGCGGGCAAAGUAAAUAUCACUGAUGUUAUCAAAAUUCAGUGAGAGCUAUGUGUUAUGUGUCUUUUUAUUUUAGAUAUUAAUUAUUUUUUCUUCUUUUUUAUUUUCCUCUCUUAUGUCCUUUUUUUUUAAGUUUAUGAUGCGCAGGUUUUGUUACGUUCUGAGAGACGGACUCUUUUACGUCAUCGGACGCGGAUUUCUAAAAUGUUCCGAUAAGAACGAGACUGGCUGUUGACGGGAGCAUCUUACUACUACUGCUUAUUUUGCACAAGUACAUGGACGCCACACUGUCUUCUGCCUUUCGUCUUUUGACACACUGUCUUCUGCCUUUCGUCUUUUGACAUUUCCAGAACAUUUGCCUGCUUCGAACAUUCUCUGGAAGUAACAUUUGACUAUUUGGAACAUUCGUUUGACUUUGGUGCCUAGAAUAUUUGUUCAUCUGAGAUGACAUGCUGUAGCAAAGAAGAAGAAUGUCGUUUGGCCAGUUAGCUUAUGUUACACGCAACUAAAAUGUCUUUGUACUUAUAUUUUGUGUUAUUGGUUUGUGUUGUGUUGUCUGUGAUUAAACACAAUACAAAUGCUUUGUUAUAUUUUGCUGGUUUGACCAAGGGGAUUUAUUCUAAAUUCGGAUGUAACAUAUACUAUAAACUAAAACAAAUUAGACCUCACCCCCACACCCAUAUUAUUUUUUUUAAUAAUGCUAUACACACCUGUCAUUUGAAACCCACAAAGCUCUUGUCCUUUCCACCUGUGCAAUCCAUUUUUCAUGAUGAAUCAGGUCUUUUGGAAACAUGUGAAGAGUGAGGGGGUGAAAGAAAUAUUUUUUGCUUGAUUGUUCGUUGCACUGGGGACGUGCCUUGUAUCAAUCCGUGUUGUAUCAAUGUGCCUCAUGUAAUGUAGUACGUACUCUAAGAUGAUCUGGCUUUUUCUUGGGGGUUGGGUGCACUGAAUCCGCAAUAGGUGAAGCGCAAAAUAGAGGAUUACUGAAGUUGCGCGUCGCUGCCUUCUGUGGGAAUGACGACCUUUCCAAUGUGGCCACCACACACACACACCGAUUAGCUAGUGUUUCUAUCUGUGCGUGCAAAGGCCAGUAGAAAUUUGUUCGGGCAUUUGACUCUCUUGUCAUUUGAUUUGUGAACUAGUUAAAUGUCAGUAGCAGUUAUGUUAUAUUGGAUGUGUUUGUGUGGGGGUGCGGGGGGUGACCGAGUUUUUAUUCCAAGAUGAGAUCCCUGAGUUAUUGAUGGUAU
Molecule: messenger RNA, 5004 nt
Organism: Syngnathoides biaculeatus (alligator pipefish)
Lineage: Eukaryota; Metazoa; Chordata; Actinopteri; Syngnathiformes; Syngnathidae
Product: general transcription factor II-I repeat domain-containing protein 2A-like
Exons: 3
Coding region: 2-562 (186 amino acids)
Source: RefSeq, a predicted model, not a curated record